This is a messenger RNA of Phycomyces blakesleeanus NRRL 1555(-), 861 nucleotides long. RefSeq lists its product as hypothetical. Lineage: Eukaryota; Fungi; Mucoromycota; Mucoromycetes; Mucorales; Phycomycetaceae. The record is from RefSeq and is a predicted model, not a curated record. The transcript is spliced from 5 exons. Bases 1 to 861 code for a protein of 286 amino acids.
AUGAUCUACAGCCGACUGUUUAUAUUGGCAAUUUUAUCAUGUACAGCUUGCGCAUCAAUUCUCUUGGUGGAUUCAAACAUCACUUACAAUGACCGUAUAGCGGCAUUCGGUCCUCGAUUACUAGGGGGAGUGGAAGAUGGACCUGGUUUGCAGGGAAAUCUAUUACCACCCAUUCUAGAGAAAGAUCGUUAUGGCUGCGAGGUUAUCGAGCCACCGACAACCGAAUGGAUUGCCUUUGUCGAGCGUGGCGAGUGCUCGUUCAUUGACAAGGUCCGAGCUAUGCAAGCUAGCGGAGCGUUGGCGGUCGUAGUCGGAGAUCGACACUUUAACGGUUGGAUUACUAUGUAUGCACCAGGUGAUACUUCUGAUGUGCGUGUCCCCAGUGUAUUUGUGGCACAGCACCAAUAUCAAAUUCUGUUAAUGCUGACCGACAAGCAACAUCCACUAAGGAUUGAACUAUUAAAGGAUGAUAUGUUAACCUGGCCAUUACUAGAUAUGCUUCUUGUGGUUGUUCUUUCACCAGCAGUCAUGAUGCUUUCCAUCUACAUCACAUGGCGAUUGAGACAACGACAAUUCCGUAAACAAGAACUAGCACCUUCUGAUAUAGUUACCAAACUUCCGUUACGUACAUUCAGACGGGAAAAGUCCAUAGAUGUCGAUCACGAAGAGUGUGCGAUUUGCUUGGAAGAUUAUAUAGAUGAAGAUACUCUACGAACUCUUCCGUGUCGCCAUGAAUUCCAUGCUGGAUGUGUUGAUGCAUGGCUUACCUCUCAUAAGAAAUUUUGUCCCAUAUGUAAAUAUGAUAUCUGUAAGCGGGCACCUGGGGGAAGUAAUGAACAAACACCUCUCCUCGGAGCAUAA